GCCCCUCUACUUUUCAGCCAAUGGCCGUCGCGUCCCGGAAGGCCCUGCCCCCGUGGGCGGUGCCGUCCUAAGGACAAGCGAAAGCGUCAGCCGGUCGCUCCCGGGCGGCGGCGGUGGCCGGCCGGGUGUGUCGGUGGGUGCCGGCGUCCAUCCGUCCGCCAUGAGCAGCCCGCCUUGGUCCCCGGGCCCGGCAGUGGCCGAGCUGCCUCCUUGGAAGCGGGCCCUCCUGGAGCGGAAGCGGGCCAAGCUGGUAGCCGGUGCGGAGCUGGAGGUCGAGCGGGGCCCGUGGAGGCAGCAGCAGGUGCUGAAGCAGCCGGCUGGGGCGGGGGCUGAGGGGGCGACGGCGACGGCGAAGCAGCCGGAACCGGAGCCCAGCUGGGCGGCGGGGGAGCGGCUGGUGGUGGCGGAGAGCCUGGGCCCCUUGCGGGAGAACCCCUUCAUGCGGCUGGAGAGCGAGCGGCGGCGGGGCAGAAGGAGGAGGGGGGUCCCGCCCGUUCAGCCUCCCCCUCAGCCGGGGCCGCCGGCCGCCGCCUCCCCCGCCUCCCCCCCGCGGGCCGCCCCGUCCCUGGAGCCGCCGGCCUUGGCGCGGCUGCUGGAGCUCUACGCCUCCAUGCCGGGCAUCCGCACGAUCCGCGCAGACAACAUCCUCAUCAUAGAGUCCCGCGACGAGGGCGAGGCUGCCCCGAAAGAUCUGGGGCCGCCUCGGAAGCGGGGCGGCCACUCCCCGCGGCCCCACCGCCAGCCGGCUUCUUCCCCCGGCAGCGGCAGCAGCAUCAGGCAGGACCCCUUCCGGGAUCUGCUCUCCCGCGGGGGAUCUGCUGUCACCGAGAUCCGCGCUGCCGAGGUCGUCAUCUACGAGCCGCAGCCUAUGUCUCCAUCGCCUCCUGCUGCGCCAGGGGAGGACCCCGAAUCUGAGCAGGGCAGGGUCAGCCGCUUGCUGCAGAAAUUCGACCGGCGGCCCCGGAGCGCCAUGACGAGGGGGAGGUGGUGGGGUGGCGAUGCCCCCUGCCCGGAGCCGGUGGUGCCAAACACUUAUCCAGGGGAGGCUCCUGCUCCGGCCUCCCCUACCCCCGGAGCCCGUCCUGGUUCUCCACGCAGCCUCCAGCCUGGCAGUUUUGUGCAGAAGACCGGCUCCAAUUCGUUCACAGUGAAUCCCCGAGGAUGCCGCCCUGGGCCUGUUGCUCCUGGUCACACUGCUGCUGCUCCUGCACUCAGCAAUGGGCCCAUGGAGCCAGAAGAAGCUGCUCUACCAGCUCCACCCAGGGGUCCAGGUCGUCGUGUGGCACUUGCCACCCCAAAGCCAGUGCCAUCGCCAAAUACCACCGCAGCUGUCUCCCCAGUCCAAGCCAACUCGUGGAAGCCAAAGCUCCCAGGAGCUGUUGAGAACCCGCCACUGCUGUCCCCACGGUCCAGUGCCAGCCUGGACAGCAAUGCCACAGCCAGCUCACCCCAACCCACCCUGCUCCUUAGUUCUAGCUGCUCCUUUGAGAUCCGCCCGGCCCCCAAGCCAGACCUGGAUGUCAUCCCUGCCCAUGAUCUCCAAGCGCAGGCCUUGGCCAGCUUGCGACUCAACUCCCGCAACUCUUUCCUCUUUGUCCCACUCCGCAAAAGGGAAGCCGCUGCUGCGCCUGAUGCUACUGACACCCACCCAUCUUUGUCAGGGGGCCCCCACUCAGCUUCCUUGGAGAAGCCGGUGGAGGCGUUGGUGCCUGUGACUUACAUCGAUGAAGACUUGGUAGAGUUGGAGGCUGGUCACUUGCCCCCCUUGAAAGCCCUGAGUCCAAGGCUGGAGGGCUUUGAUGUACCCACAGAAGGUAACUUGGCCCUUGAUGUGGAAGACUCUGCUGUGCUCUCAUAUAGGCCCCAUCCUGCUGGCUUUGCCACCUUGUCUCCGAAAGGUAGCAACACCUUUACCAUUGUGCCCAAAAGGAAGCCCCCCUCUGCUGGGCUGGAGACCUUCAGCAGAGUUCGGCUGCAGGAGGAGGAAGAGGAGGAGGAGGAGGAAGAAAGCCAAGCCAAAGCCAGGACUGAUGUGUCCCACCAGGAUCUGGGGCGCCUUCUCAAAAAGUGCUACCCCACUGUGAAUGAGAUCGAGGUGAUAGGGGGCUACCUCUCUCUUGACAGGUCCUGCAUGAGCAAAUCAGGCUCCCGGCGCAAAAAGAUGAAGAUUUCUUUCAGUGAGACUAGCCUUCAGACAAUGUAUGAAUACCCACCAGAGAGCUCCUUGGUGGAGGAGGAGGAGGAGGAAGAGGAUGAAUAUGCCACAGAAGUGGAUGAGACGCCUGCCUUGUUCAUUCCUCGCCCAAGCAGUACUUUGCACCCAAGCACUACCAACUCAGGGUUAUCAAGUUACACCCCAAAGCACUCCAUGGAAUUCAGCAAGUGGCAGGAGCAGCAAUAUGAGGAGAUACCUCCAAGCACAGGAGCUUUUCCACACGAUGCUGACCUGCCAGGCAACCAAGUCAUGCUCACUCCAGCAGACAAGAGCAGCCUCUCUGACUUCAGUAGUGAGCCUGCCCUGUACUUCUGACUUCUGGGCUUCCACUGGUGCUGCACAGAGACCGCCACCACCCAUGUCCCUGGUAUCCUUGCCGCCGGGGGUUUGCAGAAGCACUUAACUGGGAGAAGGAGGUGGGCACUUGAAGCCAAGCCUCGCUUCCCUCAUCAGGUACUGAGAUGCCGUGGAGGUGGGUCCCAUGCGGAUCUUAGAGUGUCCCUUGUGAGGCAGCUUGCUUGUUCUGCCUGUGGCCUUAAUCAUUUUUGCUCAGUCCCUUUGCCGGAGAGUGACUCGCAAGGUGACUGGAUGCUGACAGGGCUGCCCACAGCCCGACUGCUGCUUUUCUCCUUGCGUGGCUGUGUCACUGCCAUCAGCCAGCCGUGUUUGCACUGGUCUAGCAAUGAGCUUGGUGCUGGAUCCCUGCAAGCAAGCUGUGACUGAUGGGAAACACCACGUUGGGAUUCAUCUGGGGGAAGCUAAUGCUCUGAAGGACCUGAUGGGAGUUGCAUAUGGAUUCUUCCUUUGUUCAGGUAAAGGUGAAUGAUAUUGGCUACUCCAGUGGGUUGGUGAAAAUGGUGAAAAGAGAUGGAAGGCAUUGUUCUCUGUUACCUUAAAGAAACUGAAUGUGGAAAAAGAUCCCCACACCCCACUGGUUGGCCGUGGGGGUGUAUCCUUGGUAUGACUAAGGAUGGCUUUAAAUGAACCCGUGGCCGUCUGGCUCUUAUUUGCAUGUGCCUUGUGGCAACUUGAACUAUCUAGAGAGCCAGCCAUUUGUGGCCUUCACUCACAUGUGGAAGGUCCAACUGGCAAGCUCUCCACACAUACUUGCCAUGCUGUGGCUCCUAAGUAAGCAAGCUGCCCAUGGCCCAUUUUUUUUCCACUGGAAAAACACCAAAGCCCAAUUUCAGGGACGGGGAGCAAAGUUGUUGCAAUAGAUCUUUUUCAGAGCUAAGACUUCACAGCCUGUAAGAUAGCUACUUGUUCAGCCUAGCUCCUCUGUGUGUGUGUGUGUGUGUGUGUGCGCGUGGGCAAUGAUGGAUCUGGUCCUUCAUUUCCAAGUUGCAGUACAUGACCUCUUGAUACCACAUACUCUGGAAACAGCUGGCCUGGUACAUUCCAUUUGCCCUUGCAAUGACUUUUCUACUGACCAACCAAGCCAUUUAAUAUAUUCAGGUUAUGGAGACUAGAUUAAGUACUGUACAUUUAGCUUCCAAAUAGUGCUACAUGCAAGGAAAAAUUGAUAUGGGGUCAGAAAUACAGUUGACAUUAAUGUUGUGAAAGACCCUCAUGUUCAAAGACCCAGCUUCAAAAGGACCAAACUGACUUCUCUGAAACCUGAUUUUUUUUUCUUUUGUCAAAUCAAAAUGAGCUAAUUUACUGUGGUGAUUUAUAAAAUGAUCUGUGUUUUGCACUUGGUAACAAUUUAUUAAUGGGGGGGUGGGUUUUCUAGACAUGUGCUCAGCUGACCACUGUUACUGGGUCUGGCUGGUGGGGCCAAACUGCUGUACUGGUCAUUCCCCCUUGAAUGGUAUCACUUUGUGCUUCCAAAGCUCAUUAAACUACACAAGUGAUUUCUUCA
Molecule: messenger RNA, 4076 nt
Organism: Rhineura floridana
Lineage: Eukaryota; Metazoa; Chordata; Lepidosauria; Squamata; Rhineuridae
Gene: TPRN
Product: taperin
Exons: 4
Coding region: 161-2530 (789 amino acids)
Molecular function (GO): phosphatase binding
Source: RefSeq, a predicted model, not a curated record